This is a messenger RNA of Apodemus sylvaticus (European woodmouse), 2363 nucleotides long. It is a transcript of the gene Rnf208, whose product is annotated as ring finger protein 208. Gene Ontology annotation, molecular function: ubiquitin protein ligase activity. Gene Ontology annotation, biological process: protein ubiquitination. The coding region runs from base 1409 to 2206 and encodes 265 amino acids. Lineage: Eukaryota; Metazoa; Chordata; Mammalia; Rodentia; Muridae. The record is from RefSeq and is a predicted model, not a curated record. The transcript is spliced from 2 exons.
GGCUACCCCACCCUAGGCAGGUGAGUGUGAGCAGUGCCCUCCACCCUACAUGCGGACUGCCAGCCUAUCAGGUAUUUCCAACUCUCCACCUUCUGAACCUCUUGUGACUGCCCCAGCUCCCUCUGUCCACUCUUCCGGUAUCCAUUCAAACCCUUGUCCCCUUUGCUGUCCCAUCUCCCUCUUUGACGAAUCCUCGUGCAGUAUGGAUACGUCAGUGAGCUGGAAAACUCCCGGCGUUCACACAGGGGGUGUGUCGGGGUCUGGAGUGAAAGGACCCUGCCCUUUCAGAGCUCGAAAGGUAGCAGAAACUCAAGUGGAAUGCUGGAUCCCCUACUCGGGCGGGCAUUGUGAAGCUCAAAAUGAGGGAGUAAAACGUAAAGGUUUUGGCCCCUCCGGGGGUCAGCCAAGAGGAAAGGGAAUGUUGGCUGCACCGGGAUUCGGACCAGCUGGUAGCUAGCUGGGAGAUCGACUCUGGGAGCCGACGCCAGGCCAGGCGUGGAUCGAGGGGCGGCUAGGAGACUGGCCCCGCCCCGUGGACCCCGCGCGGGUCCCCAGACGGGGGGUGGCGCUGCGGGCGCGGGCGGGCGCCGCGCGCACUGCGGUCCCCGCGCCUCCGCCGCAGAACGCGCCACGCUCCGCACGCACCUGCCGCCGCCGCCGUCGCCUCUGUCGCCACCACCGCGCCGAGCCUUGCGUCCAGCACCAGCGCUCGCGCCCCUGGGUGCCGCCUGCGCCCGCCAUCACCCAAGGUCUCCACUGGAGCCGCGGGAGCUAUCAGAGCCACUAGAGCAGGAGAGCCAAGGUGUGAGCGCCGCAUCCGGGCCUGCCUUUGAGACAACCUCUGCUGCGGCGGCGGCGGCGGCGGCGCAGCCGGGGAACGCCAGGCUGGGGCAGCUCGGGCCUGGUGCAGGCCUCUCCAUUGCUGUUGCCGCGGAGCCUGCAGCCCAGGUCCUCCGGCAGCCAGGGAUCAGGCUAGCUGCCUUCCCUGGGCGCCCUGUCCUGGAGCCAUGGGGCCCACGUAGCCCCUGCCUGCCCAGAUGUCCCGGCCCAGGGACUGCUGACCUCUGCUACAGGAGGAGGCCCCUCCACGCCCCCUUGCCAGCUUCAGCAGACAGAGACCCUGGGUGAGCCUCACAGCCCAAAACAGCCUCCCAUACCCCCUUGUCCCCGCCUGCUUCCCCCUCCCCCUCCUCUUCCUCCUCCUCUUCGGACUGAACCAGAUAAGCCAUUGUGGCCACUGGGAGGGGGGCUGCCCUCCAAGCUAUCACCGGCUGCCCCUUGCAGUCCACAGAGCAACCGUGGUCCUCACCAGGCCUGGCAGGACCAGGAUGCAGCCCCUUCUCUUCCCCCAAGGCCCCACCCAACACCCCCACCUGUGCCAACGUCCAGUCUGACUGUAGAGAGCCGAAUGCCAGCUGACCCUGGGCCUGAGGUGGGCAGUGGAUGGCCAGGCCUCCUCAUGUCCUGCCUGAAAGGCCCCCAUGUCAUCCUCAAAAUGGAGGCCAUGAAGAUUGUCCACCCUGAGAAGUUCCCGGAGCCCCAGGCGGCCACCCCCUGCUUCCCACCGGUACCCAGGCCCACUCCCACUCUGGCCCCCAAGCGUGCUUGGCCCUCAGAUACAGAGAUCAUUGUCAACCAGGCAUGUGGGGGGGACAUGCCUACCUUGGAAGGAGCCUCCCACACUCCACCUUUGCCAAGGCGGCCCCGCAAGGGCAGUUCUGAGUUGGGCUUCCCUAGGGUGGCACCAGUGGAUGAGGUCAUUGUAAAUCAGUAUGUGAUUCGACCUGGCCCACCAGCCUCUGCACCUUCAUCAUCUGGGCCAGUGAUAGCAGGUGAGCCCCUGGAAUGUCCCACCUGUGGGCACACAUACAACGUCACUCAACGGCGGCCCCGAGUGCUGUCUUGCCUGCACUCGGUGUGUGAGCAGUGCCUGCAGAUUCUUUACGAGUCUUGCCCUAAGUACAAGUUCAUCUCCUGUCCCACCUGCCACCGUGAGACUGUGCUCUUCACUGACUAUGGCCUGGCUGCACUGGCUGUCAACACAUCCAUCCUGAGCCGUUUGCCACCUGAAGCCCUGACUGCCCCAUCUGGUGGCCAGUGGGGGGGUGAAUCUGAAGGCAGCUGCUACCAGACCUUCCGGCAGUACUGUGGGGCUGCAUGCACCUGCCAUGUGCGGAACCCACUGUCUGCCUGUUCCAUCAUGUAGUAUCCACCUGCCCACUGCUGCCUGCAGGCCCUUGCUCGCUGCUUCUUCAGGGAACUGGCUUUGUCCUGUUGCCCGCUGACCCUUUCUUGCCCACUGUGGCUUCUGGCCCUACCCUGCGUGGCAUUGUCGCUGCAGCCAACUUUGCCAUUAAAACUCU